AUACCGAAACCCUAAUUUGGUCCGAGCUGCAGCUCCGUGGUUGCAAGUCAGGAAGGAGGGAAGAGAAGAGGAGCAAGGAGGAUGACGACGAGAUUUAAGAAGAACAGAAAGAAGAGAGGGCAUGUGAGCGCUGGACAUGGCCGUAUCGGGAAGCACAGGAAGCAUCCGGGAGGUCGAGGUAACGCCGGCGGUAUGCACCACCACCGAAUUCUCUUCGAUAAAUACCAUCCUGGUUAUUUCGGUAAGGUUGGUAUGCGAUACUUUCACAAGCUUCGCAACAAAUUCUACUGCCCCAUUGUCAACAUCGACAAGCUCUGGUCCCUUCUUCCCCAAGAAGCGAAGGAUAAGGCUUCCAAGGAUAACGCCCCUUUGAUUGACGUCACUCAAUUUGGGUACUUCAAGGUGUUGGGCAAAGGGGUUUUGCCUGACAACAAACCCGUCGUCGUGAAGGCCAAGCUCGUGUCCAAGAUUGCUGAGAAGAAGAUCAAGGAGGCCGGAGGAGCUGUUGUCCUCACUGCUUAAGGUUAAAAUGUUGUAUUACAACUUUGUUGAAAUUCCGAUGUUUUUAGACACUAUCAAUAUCGAUUUUGAAUUAUUGAGACCUCUGAUGUUGUUUUCAGUCAACAUGUGAGGAUUUAAAUAUAUUUUUAUUAGUUAGCGUGAACUGGCCUACUUGCAACACAUAAUAUUUGAUUUAUUAUGGCUUAUCUACCUUGGACAAGCUAAACAUGAUCAUAGGUUCUAUGUGGCAAUACAUUGUUUGGUUGGGAUUUUGAUUUUUGAAAA
This is a messenger RNA of Prosopis cineraria, 786 nucleotides long. RefSeq names its product 60S ribosomal protein L27a-3-like. The record is from RefSeq and is a predicted model, not a curated record. NCBI's taxonomy places the organism in Eukaryota, Viridiplantae, Streptophyta, Magnoliopsida, Fabales, Fabaceae. The transcript has a single exon. Gene Ontology annotation, cellular component: cytosolic large ribosomal subunit; ribosome. Gene Ontology annotation, biological process: translation. Gene Ontology annotation, molecular function: structural constituent of ribosome. The coding region runs from base 82 to 522 and encodes 146 amino acids.